Musa acuminata subsp. malaccensis (wild Malaysian banana) is the source of this 686-nucleotide messenger RNA. The record is from RefSeq and is a predicted model, not a curated record. NCBI's taxonomy places the organism in Eukaryota, Viridiplantae, Streptophyta, Magnoliopsida, Zingiberales, Musaceae.
CAACAUACUCUCCUUGUCUCUAUAAUCUACAGGCAGAAGAGUGUCAAGGAAGAACUUCCUUUUUACUCCCACCAUAGAUUUCCGUGUGGUGUUACAUCGCAAACACUGUGUCAUUGUUACUCCCUCCUUGCUUAUAUAAGUAGCACCAUAUCGGCUCACCAUUACCAUUCAAGCAUUUCAUCGAACACCCUUAACCUACCGCGUGAUGGCGUCCGGUUCGGUGACCUCCUCAUGGACGACGAAGCAGAACAAGAUGUUCGAGAAGGCCCUCGCGGUGUUCGACGAGGGCACGCCGGACCGCUGGCACAAGAUCGCCCGUGCCGUCGGGGGGAAGACGUCCGACGAGGUGAGGCGCCACUACGAGCUGCUCGUGGAGGACCUUCGGCGCAUUGAGAAGGGCCACUUCUCGUAUGCCGACUGCCCCUCAUCCGGCAAUAGCAGUUGGAGGAGUAAUGGAAGCAUGAAGACGUGAAUUGCUACUCCUAAGAUUUCCACUAUGAAGAACAGAUGCUGUCGAAGGACUUUCAGAAAGAUUAGAUAUCACUGAUAUUUUAGUAGCCUUCUCUUUCUGUACUCGUAUCCUCUUAAGCUGUAAACAAAAGCACUUGUAUGCAUGCAGUUUGCUGCCUUGGUGUACUUAAUAUAAGUCUGUAAUAUAUUUCUAGAAAAUUUAGGCAUGAGAGAAG